UGUCCCAAUCUUUCCCUUCCCAUCUCUCUCUCAUCUGUCAUCCAAUUAACAGCCUACCUCUCCACAUUUCCUCACUCAACCUUAAAAACCAAGUUAACUCUUAAUCAAUCAUCAAUAUGUCUGGCCGUGGAAAGGGUGGAAAGGGUCUCGGAAAGGGUGGCGCCAAGCGUCACCGCAAGAUCUUGCGUGACAACAUCCAGGGUAUCACCAAGCCCGCUAUCCGUCGUCUCGCUCGUCGUGGUGGUGUCAAGCGUAUCUCUGCCAUGAUCUACGAGGAGACCCGUGGUGUCCUCAAGACCUUCCUUGAGGGUGUCAUCCGUGACGCUGUCACCUACACUGAGCACGCCAAGCGUAAGACCGUUACUUCUCUCGACGUUGUCUACGCCCUCAAGCGUCAAGGACGUAAGUUGCCUUUGCUGGUCAUCUUUUCCUAUCGACCCGUGUCUAACAUGUCCAUCAGGUACCCUCUACGGUUUCGGUGGUUAAAUGCUUUCUUUUCUCGCCUUUUGUUUUUAGCCAUCCUGCGCGGUCGGCGCGUCGGUUGUCCUUCCGCAGCAGUGACGCGACGGGUUGCUUUUUCGGGUUGGUUUACGGUAUGACUGGGACGUUGGGGUGUUAUUGAUCUUUUACCAUGGGUCUCUGGGUUUGCUUUUAACGUAUUUUACUUUACUAUUGCGCGUCCACUACUGGGUCUGCUAGUGUUCGUGAUUGAAAUUUCUGUAUCAUAGCGGCCUUCAUGCUAUCGGCUGGUACCUCUAGAACCAUCGCGUCAUGAAAAUGCGCGGUCUGGUAUGAAUACGAACGCUUGAAAAAAAGAUGAAAACAAUAUCGUGAUCGCUUGCGUGUCUGUGUAGCUGUCUGCAAAUGUUUGUUGUGCGUUGUCCAUUGUCGCGUGUUUACCGUACGCGUCAGUGGUGUGUGUGGGACUGAGGCUAUGGGGCGACCUGUAUCUCCGCGCUUCCUGUUUCCACCAGUAUGUAUGAUGAUAGCUAAUCCUAAAUCACUUUGAUUGCUUUGAGUAUUGUGUUCUGUUGUGAUUAUAUGUAGCUUGCUCUGUAGCUUACAUCUGGACCCUUGACCCUUCUGGAAGAUUACGGGGUUUAUGCGGUUGUACUUGGGUCUUCAUCACUCCCAGUGCGACUUCGAUACGGCUUCCUUGGAGUGUGCAGCGCGUAACGUGAUGUCGUACUUAUGAGUUCUACUCUUCUUGGAUAUUGGAUGUAACUUGGUUGUGUAGGUACGUUAGUAAUUGUUUGGGUAUAUCUGUUGUUGAUGUAAGGUAUGGUGUACGUACAAGUGGUGGUAUGUACCAGUGGUAGUAUAU
Aspergillus pseudonomiae is the source of this 1324-nucleotide messenger RNA. Its product is annotated as histone H4. The transcript is spliced from 2 exons. Gene Ontology annotation, biological process: nucleosome assembly. Gene Ontology annotation, molecular function: protein heterodimerization activity; DNA binding; structural constituent of chromatin. Lineage: Eukaryota; Fungi; Ascomycota; Eurotiomycetes; Eurotiales; Aspergillaceae. The record is from RefSeq and is a predicted model, not a curated record. The coding region runs from base 117 to 599 and encodes 160 amino acids. Gene Ontology annotation, cellular component: nucleosome.